AUGACUGAACAAGAUCGAAAGAGGUGGUUAGAUGCCAUCGAAGAAAUGGCUUCACAGGGACUGAGAACGCUCGUGCUUGCCUAUAAGGACAUGAAUAGUCGUGAACAACAUGUAAAUCUUGAAAAUUCCACAGAAACUGAGAAUGGUGUAACACUCCUCGGUUUGGUUGGUAUUAAGGAUCCACUUCGUCCUGAAGUUAUUCAAGCUGUUUCACAAUGUAAGAAAUCUGGAAUAGUCAUUCGGAUGGUCACUGGAGACAAUCUUCUCACUGCUCAAUUCAUUGCUCGAGAGUGUGGAAUUCUACUCGAAGAUGGUAUUUGUAUGACUGGUCAGGAAUUUUGCGAGUUGAAUGAUCACGAGUUGGAUCAAAUUUUACCUCAAUUGCAAGUGCUGGCCCGAUCCACUCCCGAUGAUAAGCUUCGUCUUGUGAAACGUCUCAGAGAGAACGGUCGUGUCGUGGCCAUGACUGGUGACGGUACUAAUGAUGGUCUUGCUUUGAAAGAAGCCGAUGUGGGUUUGAGUAUGGGUUUAUCUGGAACCAUGAUCGCGAAAGAGGCCUCAGAUAUUGUCAUUUUGGAUGAUAAUUUCAGUUCCAUUGUGAAAAGUGUCCUCUGGGGUCGUAGCAUCUAUGAGAAUAUUCGUAAAUUCUUAAUGUUCCAAUUGACUGUGAAUGUCUGUGCCUUAUUAGUAACCAUUGUAACAGCAGUGGCUGGUAUGAUUAUGAAAUCGACCAAUUCCAACAAUAGUGAAACUCAUACUGAUCCCUCAUCGAACACAUCCUUCCGUUUAGAACCUCCAUUGACUGCCAUUCAAUUAUUGUGGGUGAAUUUGAUCAUGGACACUUUUGCAGCGUUGGCCUUAGCCACCGAACCACCCUAUCGAGAAUUAUUGGACCGAAAACCUUACGGACGCCAUGAUGCCAUCAUUACCAAGAAUAUGUGGUUUCAUAUUUGUGGGCAAUCGUUGUAUCAAUUCAUAGUGUUGGUUCUGUUGUAUGUUUUCGGGGGUAUGGGAAAGAAAUACGAAGGAAAUUGCAAAAUCACCAGAAAAUUUUAG
Molecule: messenger RNA, 1056 nt
Organism: Naegleria lovaniensis
Lineage: Eukaryota; Heterolobosea; Eutetramitea; Acrasida; Naegleriidae
Exons: 1
Coding region: 1-1056 (351 amino acids)
Cellular component (GO): intracellular membrane-bounded organelle; membrane
Molecular function (GO): ATP hydrolysis activity; ATP binding; P-type calcium transporter activity
Source: RefSeq, a predicted model, not a curated record